This is a messenger RNA of Plasmodium knowlesi strain H, 2112 nucleotides long. Its product is annotated as conserved Plasmodium protein, unknown function. The coding region runs from base 1 to 2112 and encodes 703 amino acids. The record is from RefSeq and is a predicted model, not a curated record. The transcript is spliced from 2 exons. Lineage: Eukaryota; Apicomplexa; Aconoidasida; Haemosporida; Plasmodiidae.
AUGAAAAACUCCUAUGACACGUACAACUACUCAAGUAGUAUCUUUGACAGUCCCGGGAAGUCAUCCAUGCUGAGCACAAGUUCGCAAAAUUUAAGUGGCACUUAUGGACAUAGCAAUUUGAGUCCACAAAAUGAAAUGAUAACAAGCAUCCUAGAGCAGUGUGUGCAGGAGUGGUUCCCCUUUUUAAGAGAGCAUGAAAAUGAGGGGACAAAAGCAGAGGGCAACAAAGGAACCAACAUAAAUGAAGAAAUAAAGAGGCUAAAAAAUUUCUACAAGGGGGUCAGCUCCCCCAACUUCCCACUAAAGAAACUGGGAAAAAUGGACAGGAGCAUUUCUAGCUUGAAUGAUGAAAAUGACGAUGAGGACAUUUUCUACAAUAGUAAUAGUUUGUAUAUGAAUUUACUCAGCGGAGGAGAGGAGGCAGAAGCCUCAUGUAAAGAAGCAGAAGCCAGGCAUGAGGAGGGCAACUCUGGGGGUGAAGAAGAUAAUGUUCUAUUAAGCAGAAAGUACAGCAGAGCAAAAACAAAAACACAGUCAGAGUGCCAAGAAGCCCACACAGGAAGAAAUGCCCUAGAGGAGAAUCUCUUCUAUGAUUGUAUAGCGGAAAAAAAGGAUGCACACAAUAAAGAUGGUAGCAGGAACGUGGAGAAGUGCCAUAGAGAUAAUCAGCAGGGGGGAGAAGAAGAAGAAGCUCCCCCCGUCUGGUCACUGCAAAAGAUAAGGAACCAAAACGAAGAUGAAAAGAAAAACUUUUAUCUACAAAAAUGUAGGGAUCAAAUGAGCGAAAAAAAAGAGCACAAGUUGAAGCAACCCCUCUCGUUAUUGCAAAGGGGGGAGGACGGAAAGAGAGAAGAGGACAACGAUAGCGAUGACCACCACCAAGAGACACAGGAGAAAGAGGAGAAAUACAAAUUGCAUGACAGGGUCAACGAACCCAGGGGGGUUAAAAAAAAUCGUAGUGAUUAUGACGGUCUUGAUAUAUGCUCGGAUAACUUUUCGCAAAGCAUAAAAUGUGAGGAUGAGGAAGAAGAGGAACAGUAUCUCCACCGUAAGAGCGACACGAGAGACCCCACUGUGCAGUGUCUAAGUAGCAAAGAGGCAGAUAUAACCUCCCAAGGUUAUCUAUCAAAUAGAAGCAAGGAAAAAAUGUCAAACGUAUCAUCAAAAUUGGCUAAUUCAGUAAAGGGAGAUAACUGCACGAAGAGGGAGUCUGUUACCCGAGAGGACUACCCCAAUAAGAGCAUAAACUACAUCAUUCAGGAGAUAAAAAAGGAGGAAUCCAAGGAGAAAAACUUCACCAUGGAUUCAUAUGGAACUGUGUACCUGUCCAUAUGCACCAAGGUUUUGGAAAAAGACGUAGAUUAUUUCUUAUCCCCCAGAAUAUUACCCAAUGAGGAUCUAUUAAAUGAAAAAAAAAAAAUCAAAGAAAUUUUAAAACUUUACGAUAAGUUAUUCUAUAGCCAUUUUAAAUUUAUCCCAAACAAGAUUUACAAGGAAACUUUGAGACCCAUUUAUUCGUAUUACCAGAACUUGAAGUGCACCCUCGGUGGGGGGGCAAUGUCGUUCGGUUCCUUCGAUGGGAAAUCCAGAAAAAGCUGUUCUCUAAGCAAGGACUACGAAAUUGAAAGAAGCACCAAUUACAACUCGCAUGAUGAGAUUAAAAGCUUCGACAGUAGGCCCACGGACAGUUCUGAGUACAAAAACUUGGGAAGCUCCUCCAGCGCCGAGUACAAAACCAUGGGAAGGUCGUCCAACGGGGAGUACACAAAUUUGGGGAGCUUCUCGAAUUUAAUAAACGACCAAAACAUUAAGAAGCUUCUGCUCGACGUGGAUGACAGUAAAGACAUAAGUCACUUGGAAAAAAAGUACAAAUAUAUUUACAAAGAUUUGGUGAAGCUAAAAAGUUUGCUGCUAAAAAAAAGGCAUUAUAAAAACAUACUCUUCGAAUAUCAGAAAAAAUUCGUUCAAAAUAACAACAGAUGUGUCAAAACGUACAGAGAUAUAUAUCCCGUGGAGAAGGAAUAUAAGAUUUACACCCAAAUUAAGAAGGAAACUGGAGAUGUCAUUAACAGCAUUAAUACCAAUUAUAAGAAGCAUUACUUGAAUGGAUGA